CAGUUGGACGAUAGGCUUUCAGCCUCAGCUCUGGCUCCGGAAAUGUUGCCAGUCAGCCCCCAGUGUUUCCAGCAUAUCCUGGCUUCCGGCCGUAAUAUAUCGGAAGCCAUAGACAUAUAGGAGGCUAUGGGUGGGCUGCAGCAGUGCUAGCAGAAAAAUUGCCAUUGUGCCCGUCGCCCCGCGAGCAACCGCGGCGGCAAGCUGCGCAAGCUCGCGCUUCCCCUAAACCCUAGCCUUACAGUUCUGUAGUUAGUAGAACAUCUCGUGAGCUGCCCUGUGACGUUGGGCACCACGGCGCGUUAACUAUUAGAAAGCAUCGGACCGGAGUUAUAGACAGAACUUCGCUCGAUGGAGGCCCCCGGGGCCUUGAACCUGUUUGGCGGCUUCCCCGACCACCUUGGGCCAGCUGACGCCAGCGGGCUGCUGGGUUUGGGCAGCGGCUCCGAAUUUGCGCUGCACGGGCUCACGCAGGAGCAGAAAGAUUUCUUUAGGCAGUAUACCGCCCAGGUAGAGCAGGACGCCCAGGCUCGGCAGGCGCUGCACGCAUUUGAGGCCGCGUGCUCUCAACAGCAGUCAUCCAUUGGAACGCCUACACAUGGAGGAUUGCUUGCCUCGAGCCAAAGCCUGUCGGCUGCGCCCCAGCCGCUUGCGCAGGCUUCCAAUGCAUCGCAGACGGGCUUCGCCAGUCACAGCGUUCCACACACGCCCCUCAAACAGUUUGACAGCUCCAUGGCUGGUCUUUCGGCGCUGAGCACGCCGACCAUCUCGACCGGCUCGCUGUCGCUGGGGGGCGCCCCCGGCAUGCACCACGCCGCAACCAGCAUCGACGCGUCGUCCGCGCUGCACAGCAGCUCGCCCAUGACGCCGCGGCAGCUGCUGGCGUCGGCAGAGCAGAUGGGGCUGCUUGGCCUGUCCUCGUCGCUGCUGAGCGUGCACGCACCGCCGCCCGGGCAGGGCGUCUCGGGCUCGUCGGCGCUGCCGCCUCCGCCUCCGCCCUCCACGCCCAACGCCAUGAUGGGCAUAGCCGGCGGCCCCGCGGCCGCGGGCACGCCCGGCAGCGGUGCCGGAGGCGCCGCCGCUGGCGCAGGUGGCAGCGGAGGCCCGCAGCAGGGCCAGCUGACGAUGGCGUUUGCCAGCGCUCUCGCGCAGGCGGCCACGGAGCGCGGCCUGGAUCCGGGCACGUUGGUGCAGCUGCUGCAGAACCCCAAGCUGGUGGACGUGCUGCUGACUAAGGCAGGCGACCUGCAGCAACAGGCGCAGCACCACGGCGCGCCGGGUCAGCAGGGAGCUGGUAUGUCGAUGCUGGGCCAGGUGCCGCCUCCGCCUCCUCCCCCGCCACCGCCACCCCCGCCCAAGCCGCCGGCGCUGCAGAGCCGCAUGUCGGCUCCGGUGCCUGGCGAGUGGCCACACCACGGCGGUCCAGGUGCCGCCGGAAUGCCGCACUUUCGGCCCCCACCACCACCGCCGCCGCCGCGGCCCUCGCAGGGCGCGGCCGCCGCCCCGUCCUUCGGCGGCGCGCCGCCGCCGCCCCCUCCCGGCGGCUCUUCUGGCGGCGCCAGCGGCGGCAGCGCGGGCGGCGGCUCGGGCGCCAGCAUGGGCGGCGGCCCUGGCGGUGGCGCCGGCGCCAGCGGCAGUAGCAGCGGCAGCCUGGACAACGUGUCGUCCAUGCAGCAGGUGCUCAGCAGCACGCUGGUGCAGGAGUUCGUGGCGCACCGCACGGGCCUGCUGCAGCUCAUGCUGUCCGCCUACUCGUUCCUCAACUCCGAGACCAUGCGCGACUUCUACGACAAGCUGAUGCCGGUGGCCAUGCUGUACGACGAGAUGCACGAGCUGCCGGUGGUGCAGAAGCGCAAGCGCUGCAUGGAGAUGUCCUUCCUGCGCAUGCAGCUGAUGCAGGACCCGGCGUUCACGCAGAUCCUGCAGGCCGUCUGCUCGCUGCGGCACCACCUGUACAGCCUGUCGCGCCGUGUGCUGGUGAUGAACCAGGGCCCCGAAGGCAUCCCCAUCGACCUGCUGCUGGGCUCCAUGUCCACCGAGCUGUUCCACGUGAUGAAGGCGGUGCUGCCGCAGGAGAUCUGCGACUACUUCGGCAACUGCCUGCCGCACCCGCGCCUGGCCGUGCUGGUGUUUGCCGAGUUCACCACCGUCGACCCCAUGCCCACGCUGUCGUAGAGCUGGUGGCGGGCGGGGCGGGGUGGGGCGGGGCGAGGCGUUCCGAGCCGAGGCGUGCAGGGCAAGCGCAGGGGCCAGGGCGAUGGGGCGCUUGGGAGGCGCUGUGAGAUGGCGCCGGUGGGGGGCAGAUGUGGAAUAUGGAAAAGGAGAGGGAGAACCAGAUGGUGCAGGCGGCGCGUGCGAGGUGGGCGUUCCGUGAGUCCACUUCGCGCAACUGUACAGAACGGGGCGGGGUGGAGCAUUGUCUUUGUGACGGGGGUUUUCAAAUCGACAGCCGCCGCGCGGUUGCCGCAUGCGGCUGUCCUUUGGUAGGCAGCCAGGCGCCGCACCCUGGGGGCUCUGUGGCGGCGCCGUCUGCCGCAGACUGACCGCAUUGUGGGGAGGAGUUGUAGCCGCGACGUGGGUGGUACCGACACCGACACACGCUGACACACCAACGUACUCACAUAUCACCAGCCUUUUGCGCCCCUUCACGGCCGCGCGGAAGCAGUGCGCGGCUGCCGGACAGCUCCGGUGCAGGGGUAGCUGUCACGUACGUACGUACGACCUGAUUCGUGCAACAUGCGGGAAGCAGGAUGGCGCUGCCGCACGACGUGUCGCUUUCACCGUCGUGCGGGUUCGCUGCCAAGAGGAUUAUUUUGCUUUGCUUGGGUAUCCCAUUCGCUAGAGACGCUGGGGGCCCUGCUAGGGUCCUUGCCAUUUGACAGGAUAGACGGGGUAAGCGAAGAUCCGGCCGGUGAUGGUUGAUUCAUGAUUUGGGGUCGCCGGCGGACUCGAGGGUGUAGUGGGUUCUCAAGCUUAAAGGGGCGUAGCACAACGUUCUGUCGGCGCCCGUUGGCCGGCAGUGAAAGGAGUAAUGGGAGGGUUUUUGCUAACAGAGUAGUAUAGGCAAGGGAUGCACCAACAGCCGCUCGACGCUUGCUCGCGGCUGGUGGUGCGCAUCCCUUAUUCGCUGGUAGGAUAGUGGGCUGUGAAUGCUGCGAAGGCCCGCGCCUGGCGCUGCGCCGAAGCGUGCGUGUUCUGGCUUGUGUGUGGCUUGCUGCUGAGAUGGAUGCUUGCCGCGGCAGGCGACUGUGGGGCCGCCGCCCUCUCGCGGCUCUGUAUGGUAGCGAUGUGGGUUGGCAGGAGUUGCUGCAGGUUUGUAGGGGACGUAGUGUAGUGGACGCCGGUACGAGCCCUGCUGCAUGCGCGCCUUGUGCACUGCAGUCAGCGGCGCCGGCGUCAAGCAAUGUGGGGCUAACGAUUGGGUGGUGUAUCUAUCUGACAAAGAAGUGAUUGAGGAGGCCGCUGCUGUCGCUGUCAGGGGGUGGAUACACACGCGUGACGGGUGGCAGCAGCGGCGGGGCAGGGCUCGGGGCGAGGUUGCGAUGGUGCCAAGGAGCGGCAGGCAGCAUGAUGAACGCACAUGGCUUGUGCGGUGCGACAUGUCGGACCUGGUGUGGAGGUAGAGAAGCGAAAGUCAAAGAGCUCGAGGCGCAUGGCCAAGGCGUAUUGUGGCGCCAGAUGGUCGAGAGGAGGUGCGACAAGUGGCAGGGCUCGAAGUGCUCACACAGUAGUGAAGUGGUGGCUGCGGGACCGCAGGAAGGGGCUAUGGAGGCGCUUGUCGCUUCCGCAGCUACCGCUGCAUCUUUCUGACACCACGGCUGUUGUGUGGCACAGGACGAGCGAGUGAAUAGUGCCGGCAAUCUGAUGGGUUGUUGGGCGGUGUUUGCCCUGCCAGGCAAAACAGUCAUUGCAGAUUUCUCAGACCCAAUUCUAUUCUUAUUGGUAUGCCGGGGCGUUGAUCAGAUUGUCCUGGAUGCCACUUUGGCGUGCAGGGAGUAUAGAGCAAAUUAUGCGCCGCUUUUGAUUCCGCGAUUGAUUCAACUCUAGAUCUGGGUGAGCCGUGGGCGGUGCUGGCGUCUGCGGCGGGCUCGCCCUGCCUGCACUGAUUGCUGGCGCGGUGAAGGGCACCCCUCCAUGGCGUGGUUGCAAGGCACUCGGAGUAUGCCGUGCUGGAUGUUGCAUGGUGGUAGAAACGGUGCCGCGGCGCGGAUGUGAGGCUUUGCAUAGUAGUCUAGCAGGGAAGAGGGGAUUGGUCCCUCCAUCCCAUGGCGAUGCACACUUAAAUAGACGCAGUCGCGGCGUGUGUGUGCGCGCUGCCCCGAGGCGGGUGCACGGCUGCGGAGAUGAUUCGCAGCGAUGCAGGGGUGGCUGGUUGCACCGCGCAGGACGACACGCUGAAACGCACAAGCAGGUGGCAAAAGUGGGGCGCUGAGCGCACCACACUGUAACAACGAAGCUUG
This is a messenger RNA of Chlamydomonas reinhardtii, 4457 nucleotides long. RefSeq lists its product as uncharacterized. The coding region runs from base 349 to 2172 and encodes 607 amino acids. The record is from RefSeq and is a predicted model, not a curated record. Lineage: Eukaryota; Viridiplantae; Chlorophyta; Chlorophyceae; Chlamydomonadales; Chlamydomonadaceae. The transcript has 4 exons.